Molecule: messenger RNA, 2268 nt
Organism: Marmota monax (woodchuck)
Lineage: Eukaryota; Metazoa; Chordata; Mammalia; Rodentia; Sciuridae
Gene: Frat2
Product: FRAT regulator of WNT signaling pathway 2
Exons: 1
Coding region: 205-894 (229 amino acids)
Cellular component (GO): cytoplasm
Source: RefSeq, a predicted model, not a curated record
CCCCAGCCGGCAGGAUUCCGGCUCCCCGGCUGCUUGCGCAAGGCGCUACAACCCCGCCGACCCGGCUUCCGCAUCCCCCCGUCCCCGGCAUCAGCUUCAGCCUCCGCCCGGCGCCCCGCGCCUGCCGGUGCCGCGGCCCGCCAAACCCGCGGGCAGCCGAGCCACCGCGACGCCCGCAGAGCUUCGGGUGCCCGGGAGGGGGCCAUGCCGUGCCGGAGGGAGGAGGAAGAGGAAGCCGGCGAGGAAGCGGAGGGGGAGGAGGAGGACGACGACAGCUUCCUCCUGCUGGAGCAGUCGGUGACUCUGGGCGGCUCGGGCGAGGUGGACCGACUGGUGGCCCAGAUCGGCCAGACGCUGCAGCUGGACGCGACUCAAGACAGUCCGGCCUCCCCGUGCGUGUCCUCAGGGCCGCCGUUACAGCCCCCGGCGGCGCUGCCGGCGGAUAAGGCCCGGUCCCCGGCCGUUCCUCUGCUGCUGCGGCCCGCGUCGGCCGAAGCUGGGGGGCCCGCGCCCCCGGGAGCCCUACGCUGUGCCCUCGGGGACCGCGGUCGCUUGCGGGGUCGCGCUGCGCCCUAUUGCGUGGCGGAGCUCGCCUCAGGCCCCAGCGCACUACCCGGGCCGUGCAGGCGAGGAUGGCUCCGUGGCGCCGGCGCCUCCCGGCGCAUUCAACAGCGACGGUGGACCCAGGCCGGAGCACGCGCGGGCGAUGACGACCCCCACCGCCUCCUGCAACAGCUCGUGCUGUCGGGAAACCUCAUUAAAGAAGCAGUGAGGAGGCUCCAGCGAGCCGUCGCCGCGGUUGCGGCCACCAGCCCCACGGGUGCCUCUGGGCCCGGUGGCGGACGCAGCGGACCGGACCCUGUCGCCCUGCAGACCUCGAGCGCCUUGCUCUGACCCUGGCCCCCUGGAGAAGGAAGAGGACGCCGCUGCGUACUACUCUGCGUCCUGCUCCCAUCAACCCUGAUCUGAAGCCUCGGCCUCUACUCCUGGGAGCGACAGCUUAGGCUGCACUCAGGCGCUUGGAAAGAUCUUAAACCCAGAAGUGGAACCAGCCCGGGCAGUACUGUCCGAGAACUUAAAGUAUGGUGAAAUGCACGGACCAAGGCACGUCCGUGUCGCGUGAGAAUUUCCCCGGUCACCCUGGGCCAAGGACCUGGGAUAAACUGGGGGACCUAUGGCAGCUACUUGCAUCCACUUGUACCUGACCUAGCCCUUGUGGGCAUCGUGUGCUUGGAUUGUUUUAAAGAUAGGGCUGGAAAGGGGCGGGAAUCGCGAGAGCUUUCUAACAAUACUUGAAAACUAGUGAUACGGAUACAUUUUCUCGUUAUUUUCCGGUGGAGGAGCUUACUGAAAAUGGUGCUAUAAUUGCUGUGCAGAGAAAUUCUGGGUUGAAGAAUAUAAAAUCUUGGCAUUGGGUGGGUUGGCAUCGCCUCCUUUCUUAAGCCACUUAAUCCGUGGCUGGAGGAGGUGGGAGACUCCACUUAUGGAAUGGGAGGGAGGGGCAUAAUUUCGAAGUUGGGAGAGUUAAAUUUGAUUGUGGACUUUUAAAUGACUUGACCUUGCCACCCGUGGUUGAAGGUCACGUUUAUGCUCUAAGUGAGAGGCAGUGGGGUUCCUACAAGAGCUAACUCACCCUUGGUGUCUUUUUCUCUCCAAGAAGAGCUCUGUCUUGUGCUUUGCCACCGCUUGGAGUCUCCCGAGGACACACAGGCAGGGAGGGACGUGUGAGAAGAGUUAGUUGCUUUUUCUGUGCUUUCCUCUUUCCAGAACUCCUCCUCUUGCAAGGCUACUCUUGGCCAUGUCAUUAGCUUUCUCAGAAACUGUCAUAAACAAUCUCAUGUCCUCCCAGCCGACCUUUCUUACUCUGCCCUUUCUGUGGGGUUGGAUGAAGGCCCUGGACGCCUUUCUGCUCUGUUCUGGCCCUCUGGAGUGGUGGGCCUGAGCCUCUGUGGUUCCUCAUGCACAGUUAUUUUCCUCCUGCCUGCCAGCUCUUCUUUGUGAGUGACUGAAACUUUUAAAAAUGUGACUCUCCUCUAGGAGAAACUGCUGGCUUUACCCUUGUGAAACUUGAUGGCGCUUUAGUAAGGUGCCACCCCCAAACUUUAAGGUAGCUAAACCAGUUUUUUAAAGAUUCAAUGGCUUGUUCAUCCUCCAGAUGUAGCUAUUGACUGUACACUUCGCAACGGAGUGUCUGAACUUGUGGUGGUCCUGAUUUAUAGGAUUUCUUAAUUAAAAUGUCUGCUGAAUAAAUUUGAUUUUUGUUUUGGA